AUGACUAACACUCUCAAAGUCAGAUUUGACCCCGCUCACAUGUACACCAGGAGAAGACGUCUUCAACGUCCCAAGAUCAUGCAGGGAGUUCGCAAGGAGGCUCCAAAGUGGGCUUUAGAGGCUGUGAUUGUGUGUGGAUGGCACAAGAGCUUUUCGGACUCUCGUAUCCAUAUAACUGUUGACUACGUAAACGGCACAAAGAGAGUUGCGAAAAGAUUUCAUGUCUACCCUUGGAGGCUUCUUAAGUGGCAGUCUGGAUGGAUUUGGAAGAAGAUACCCGGACAUUAA
This is a messenger RNA of Aureobasidium subglaciale EXF-2481, 288 nucleotides long. RefSeq lists its product as uncharacterized. The record is from RefSeq and is a predicted model, not a curated record. The transcript is spliced from 2 exons. NCBI's taxonomy places the organism in Eukaryota, Fungi, Ascomycota, Dothideomycetes, Dothideales, Saccotheciaceae. Bases 1 to 288 code for a protein of 95 amino acids.